Malassezia vespertilionis is the source of this 2103-nucleotide messenger RNA. It is a transcript of the gene RGA2, whose product is annotated as Rho-type gtpase-activating protein. The coding region runs from base 1 to 2103 and encodes 700 amino acids. The record is from RefSeq and is a predicted model, not a curated record. Gene Ontology annotation, biological process: signal transduction. NCBI's taxonomy places the organism in Eukaryota, Fungi, Basidiomycota, Malasseziomycetes, Malasseziales, Malasseziaceae. The transcript has 3 exons.
AUGCCGUGUCUCGAAGAAGGAGAGCAAGAUUCGCGCACAGAUUCAAUACCAUCUGUUUCUGAGACAUGGCGCGACAGUCUUGUGUCGCGCGAUGCUAGGAGCAGUGUUGAUUAUGUGAAUCGCUCGCCUCGCACCGACAGUAUGUUCUCGUUGAACGAGGCACAAGUGGAUCAAUAUCAGAGGCCUACCUGUACGAAACCGUCUGCUGCACACCGCGCGCUGCAAGUGAGCGUGUUUUGGAACACGUCGCCGAAAAAAGAGCCUAGCACACAGUCAGAACCACCUGAAGAACUGAGCCAACGCUUAUCGGAGCGGAUUCAAAUGGAUAUCUUGCAAGCAUAUGGUAGCACGCACUCGCGCCCAGAAACCCCAGCGCAAGGCUUUUACGAAAAGGGCAAUUUACUGGACGCCAGUGCAGAGAAAGAAAUGGACGCGCAACGCAGCGCAAAUUUGCGCGCCGCCUCGCUCACAGAGUCAGAAAUUAAGCGCAAUCUAUCACUGUACGAGCCUGAGUUUGCUGCACUUUUGGAAACUCCGGAAAUUAUGCGUAAUAACCGGAUCGAGAGCGAGGAGAGCCGUAUGUCAAAACUGCGGCUCUCGAACGACGCGCAAGUAUUUCUAGAUCACGUUUCGGAUGAGACUGAUGGACUCUCGAGCGGAGAGACACGUAUGCACAUGCCUACCGAUCAAGCCACGGACAUCUACUCGCAUAUACCCAACGAUAUGCAAGGUCUGGAGAUGCAUCGACACGUCGCACUUGCCGAAUUGUUGGCAAUUCGAGACACAACAGCACCCCCAGGUGCAUUUCCAGGUGAUAGUAUGCCCGUGCAAAAUCGUGUAGCACUACUCCUUGACUCUUUGGUUGCGCAUUUGGAUUCAGUUAAGCAAGAGUACGUCGACCAGCUGCAAAACUUGCUCCUGAUGCAAAAUACCGUGCGGCAAGAAUUGGGUCCGAUGCUCGAGCAACACGCCAUGCUGCAAAAGCAGAACCAGCAUAUGUUGCAAAAGGCAAACGAACUUGCUGGAUGUGUAAUGCAACUGGAAGCCAGCAGAGCGCGGACAGAAAAACCGCUCCCAGAAACACACAAAGGUGCUGGCACUUUUCAGGUUUCUCCUUCCUUGAUGCCUAAGCCAAAUGUGGCGUCUCUACAGCUUGGAUCGCCAGAAACUAGGCCCGCACCGGCCUCGGAACCCCCAAACAGUGCGAGACUGGACGCCUCUUUGCCGCCACUGCCGUCGCAGCGAAAAUUUCGUUGGAUUAAGCCACUCUUGCUUUCCAAUCAAGACUUGACCGCCAUUGGCAAUACACUCUUGCAACCUGCAUAUGAUAUUGGGCGUACAUCACCGGCGAGUCUUCCUCCGUCUCCGCAGCGUUAUGAUGUUACUCAUACGCACCCGCACGACUUCCAGACGACCAAUAUCUUAAGACCCAAUGCGCGCUGUUGCGUGUGCACGCGCAAUGUAUGGGCCCAGACGGAAUUGCGCUGCACACAGUGCCUGCUAACAUGUCAUGUUGGCUGCAAUGACCACGUAACGUCUGCAUGUGAGCCCAAUCGUCCCAGCGCGCAUCAACGCUCGGGAUCGCUUGGGAAAACGCUGAUGCCUUUGCAUGAAUUUACCAACCCGCCUCAGGUUGAAUCUAUGAUUGGCCGUCCCUUGCAAGAUCAGGUCCAGCGCGAGCAGAACGCCGUUCCAAGAUUGAUUGACCGAUGCCUGAUUGCUAUUGAGCGCAACGGGAUCAAUGAAGAGGGUAUUUACCGUCGCACAGGAGGUAUCAAUCAGCAGAAACAAAUUGUCCAGCUUUUUGACAGCGGGCAGCAAUUUGAUCUCUGCGACAUUCGCCAAUUUAAUGACACUGGCGCAAUCACGAGCGUGGUAAAAUUUUAUUUGCGCGAACUUCCUGAGCCACUGAUUCCGAGUGAACUGCACGACGACUUUGUUGAAUUUGGCGUGCAGCUGGAGAGUGGGUCGUCCUUCCCCGCCGCACCCGCGAUGGCCGCACUUUUGGGGAAACUGCCUGUGGCGAACCGAAAUACGUUGCAGCACGAAAAUGUCGGCAUCGAACUUGGGGUUAAUUUUUGGGCCUACAUUGAUGCGUGCUAG